Morone saxatilis (striped sea-bass) is the source of this 4256-nucleotide messenger RNA. Its product is annotated as 1-phosphatidylinositol 4,5-bisphosphate phosphodiesterase gamma-1-like. The transcript has 31 exons. Gene Ontology annotation, biological process: positive regulation of epithelial cell migration; phosphatidylinositol-mediated signaling; phospholipid catabolic process. Gene Ontology annotation, molecular function: phosphatidylinositol-4,5-bisphosphate phospholipase C activity; protein binding. The record is from RefSeq and is a predicted model, not a curated record. NCBI's taxonomy places the organism in Eukaryota, Metazoa, Chordata, Actinopteri, Moronidae. The coding region runs from base 244 to 4230 and encodes 1328 amino acids.
AGCCGGACUGUGCCGCCUUUGCUGUCGUGGACUGGAGGACUAGCAGGAGGAUACAGAAAGGGUGGAAACCUGAGUCCAGCGGCGAUGAGAACUCACUCCGAGUGGAUUUCGCUGGUGUGCUGCCAGAAGCAUCUGGAAAGGAUAACACAGGGAUACACUCCCCCUCCAGAGGACCAGAGGAUAAUUCACAUCUCAGACAUUUCACUGUCUCAGCUCUGAAGUCUCUUUAGCUCGUGUUUUUAUAUGAGAUUGGCAGAAUUUGGGGUUCACAACCAGAUUUCCCUCUUUGCACCAGCGGUUUGGACAUGUUGGAUAACCGGUGCAGUCAGUGAGCGAUUGAAGGACGAGCAUCCUCACCCAGAAACAGUACAGAUUCCUGCAAGGCUUCCUCAGAGCUAUGCAGUGAAGAUGUGUGCAGCCAGGUUCAGCGGCUGCCUCAAUGGCUGUGCCGAGGAGGCCCCCGGUGGCACCUCGGGGGCUCCCGCUCCGGUCACGGCCUCCAGGAUGCUGGACUGGACAGAAGCCGGUCCCCGCAUCCUCCACAGCCUGGAGAUGGGGACGGUGAUGACCGUCUUCUACCAGAAGAAGUCCCAGCGGCCCGAGAGGAGAACCUUCCAGAUAAAGCAGGACACGCGGCAGAUAGUGUGGAGCCGAAACCCUGACAAAGUAGAAGGAGAGAUCGACAUACGAGAGAUUCGGGAGCUGCGGUUGGGGAAGGGCUCCCGUGAUUUCGAGCGCUACCCUGAGGAGGCCCGGAAGCUGGACUCCACCCACUGCUUCAUCGUGCUCUACGGGCUGGAGUUUCGCCUCAGGACGCUCAGUGUGGCUGCCUUCAGUGAGGAGGAGGUCAACAUGUGGAUCACUGGUCUCAACUGGCUGAUGACUGACACUCAGAGAGCGCCCGCACCGCAGCAGAUAGACAGGUGGCUGAGGAAACAGUUUGAAGUCAUGGACAGGAGCCACGAGGGCAGCAUCACAGUGAAGGAUGUGAAAGCUCUGCUGCCUCAGGUCAACUACAGAGUCCCCAACAUGCGCUUUCUCAAAGACAAACUACAGGAGGUGGAGGCCAGGAGCGAUCUGUCAUACCCCAACUUCGCACAGCUCUACAGAACGCUGAUGUUCGACACACAGAAGAGUAUUAUUGAGCAGCUGGAGCUCUCCUUCCCUCUGCGGAAUGUUGACAGACCAGAGCUUUGUCAGAUCUCCCUCUACGACUUCCAGAAAUUUUUACAGAUGGACCAGAAGGACUCCUGGGCAUCAGAUCUGAGUCGUGUCAGAGAGUUCCUCAUGGGGUACAUGAGGGGUGGACCGCAGCCUGAGCCCAUGCUGCAACUUGACGAGUUCCUGACAUUCCUAUUCUCUAAAGAGAAUUCCAUAUAUGAUCCUCGACUUUCGACUGUUGUUCCUGAUGACAUGAAAAGGCCGCUGUCUCAGUAUUGGAUCUCCUCUUCACACAACACCUACCUGACAGGUGACCAGUUUUCCAGUGAAUCCUCUCUAGAAGCCUACGCCCGCUGCCUGAGGAUGGGCUGCCGCUGCAUUGAACUGGACUGCUGGGACGGACCUGACGACCUGCCGAUCAUCUACCACGGCCACACUUUAACCUCCAAAAUCAAAUUCCUGGAUGUGCUGCACACCAUCAAAGAACACGCCUUCGUCACAUCUGAGUUUCCUGUGAUCUUGUCCAUCGAGGACCACUGCAGUGUGGUCCAACAGAGGAACAUGGCCACACACUUUAAGAAGGUGUUUGGAGAUCUGCUGCUCACCAAGCCAGUCGACAACAACGCAGAGGAGCUUCCCUCACCCCACCAGCUCCGCAGGAAGAUCCUCAUCAAGCACAAGAAACUGGUGGAAGGCACGCUUUAUGAAGAAGUGUCAUCAGCCAGUUACUCUGAAAACGACAUCAGCAACUCUCUGAAGAACGGCAUCCUUUACCUCGAGGAUCCCAUCGACCACACGUGGACUCCACACUAUUUUGUCCUGACCAGUAAUAAGAUUUACUACUCAGAGGAGACGUCUCACUACCAGACAGCUGAUGAAGAGGAGGACGAUGAAGGAAAAGAGGAGUGUAACAACAACGAGCAGCACUGUGCAGAGCGCUGGUUCCACGGGAAGCUUGGUGGAGGUCGCGAUGGUCGGCAGGUGGCUGAGAAGCUCCUGCAGGAGUACUGCGAGGGCGGGGCCAAAGACGGCACCUUCCUGGUCCGGGAGAGCGAGACGUUUGUGGGCGACUACACCCUCUCGUUCUGGCGGUCUGGUCGAGUCCAGCACUGCCGGAUCCAUUCACGUCAGGAGUCUGGCUCCACUCGCUUCUACCUGACCGACAACCUGGUGUUUGACACCCUCUACCGCCUCAUCUGCCACUACAGAGACACGCCUCUGCGCUGCAACGAGUUCGAGAUGAGGCUGGGCAGCCCUGUACCUCAGCCCAAUGCACACGAGAGCAGAGAGUGGUACCACUCCAGUCUGUCCCGCGUUCAGGCUGAACACAUGCUGAUGCGAGUUCCCAGAGACGGAGCUUUCUUGGUGCGAAAACGCAGCGAACACAACUCCUACGCCAUCUCCUUCAGGGCGGAGGGAAAGAUCAAACACUGUCGUAUCCAGCAGGAAGGCCGUCUCUUCAUGUUGGGCAGCUCAGCAGAGUUUGAGAGUCUGGUGGACCUUGUGAGCUACUACGAGAAACAUCCUCUGUAUCGCAAGAUGAGGCUCCGGUACCCCAUCAAUGAGGACACCUUGGACCGGAUGGGCACCACGGAGCUUGACUACGGGGCGCUGUAUGAGGUCCGCACUCCUCAUUUCUAUGUGGAGGCCAAUAAGAUGCCCACAGCCCGGUGUACGGUCAAAGCUCUGUAUGACUAUCGAGCUCAGAGGGAAGACGAGCUCUGUUUCCCCAAACAGGCGCUCAUCCUCAACGUGGACAAACAAGAGGGUGGCUGGUGGCGAGGUGACUACGGAGGAAAGAAACAGCUGUGGUUUCCUGCAAACUACGUGGAGGAGGUUCCCAGUUCUCCCACCAGAGAGCUGGAUGAAGCAUCCACAGAAAACAGUCCUCUUGGAACAUUUCUCAAGGGCUUCAUUGAUGUACCCACCUGUCAUGUAGUGGUGCACAAGGAUGGGAAGAACUCGCGGCCCUACGUGUGCACGAUCCACUCCCAGCACCUGUCCUCGCACCCAGUCCAGACUCUGGAUGUGGCAGCUGACACUCUGGAGGACCUAACCAGCUGGGUCAGCAAGAUCAGAGAGGCUACGCAGAACGCUGAUGCACGGAUGCAGGAGGAGAAGCAAAUGGAGAGGAGGAAGAAGAUUGCAGUGGAGCUGUCUGAGCUAGUGGUCUACUGCAGACCUGUCCCCUUCAACGAGGACAAGAUCGGGACGGAGAGGGCGUGUUACCGGGACAUGUCCUCCUUCCCAGAGACAAAGGCAGAGAAGUUUGCAACUCGCGGCAGAGGGAAACGCUUCUUGCAGUACAACCGCCGUCAGCUUUCCAGAGUUUAUCCCCGAGGACAGAGGCUGGACUCGUCCAACUACGACCCGCUGCCUAUGUGGCUCUGUGGCUCCCAGCUGGUCGCACUCAAUUUCCAGACCCCAGAUAAACCGAUGCAGCUGAACCAGGCCCUGUUCAUGCUCGGAGGUGGCAGCGGCUACGUUCCCCAGCCUGACAUCAUGAGAGACGACGCCUUUGACCCUUUUGACAAGGACACCUUACACGUGGAGCCAAUCACCAUCCAGUUACAGGUCCUGGGGGCCCGUCAUCUGCCUAAAAAUGGCCGCAGCAUCGUCUGUCCCUUUGUGGAGGUGGAGAUCUGUGCAGCUGAUUAUGACAGCUGUAAGUGCAAGACAGACGUUGUAGCUGAUAACGGUCUGAAUCCUGUGUGGGUGCAGAAGCAGUUUGUGUUCGACAUCCACAACCCCACCUUCUCCUUUCUACGCUUCACCGUCUACGAGGAGGACAUGUUCAGUGAUCCUAACUUCCUGGCUCAGGCGACCUACCCGGUCCGUCUGCUCCGAACAGGCUACAGGAGCGUCCCUCUAAAAAACAGCUACAGUGAAGAACUGGAGUUGUCUUCACUUCUGGUCCACAUAGAGAUCGUCAAUGCAAAGGAGGAAGACGAUGAGAACCUGUACAUGUCCAUCCAGCGGCUGCGGGAUCGAACCAGCGAACUGUCGAACCAGAUUUCCCUCCUGGAGAGGUCGGGCUCGGGGGAUCUCAGCUACCAGCAGAGUCUUUAGGAGCUCGGAGCGGCUCAGGACAGCUG